AAAAAAAAAGCGAUUUAGCCACGAGCAGGGAAUCAUGAUGGGGGGAGCUCGGUGAUGGCUCAGCCAGGGCCCGGCUGUAAAGCCAGCUCCCGUUGCUUGGAGGGAACCGCGCCGCCCAGCAUGGCUCAGACGGACGGAGAUGCUCUAUCUGGGGGCCUAGACAAGGACGAGGGACGCUCUUCCCCCUGCACUCCCAGCACCCCUUCAGUCUGCUCGCCUCCCUCCGCCUCCUCCUCGGUGCCCUCGGCGGGCAAGAACAUCUGCUCCAGCUGCGGCCUCGAGAUUCUCGAUCGUUACCUGCUCAAGGUCAACAACUUGAUCUGGCACGUUCGAUGCCUGGAAUGCUCUGUCUGUCGCACGUCACUUCGGCAGCAGAAUAGCUGCUACAUUAAGAACAAGGAAAUCUUCUGCAAAAUGGACUAUUUCAG
Messenger RNA from Gracilinanus agilis (Agile Gracile Mouse Opossum), 428 nucleotides. RefSeq names its product LIM/homeobox protein Lhx6-like. Gene Ontology annotation, molecular function: DNA-binding transcription factor activity, RNA polymerase II-specific; RNA polymerase II transcription regulatory region sequence-specific DNA binding. Gene Ontology annotation, cellular component: nucleus. The transcript is spliced from 4 exons. The record is from RefSeq and is a predicted model, not a curated record. Gene Ontology annotation, biological process: forebrain neuron development; neuron differentiation; regulation of transcription by RNA polymerase II. The annotation marks the transcript as partial. NCBI's taxonomy places the organism in Eukaryota, Metazoa, Chordata, Mammalia, Didelphimorphia, Didelphidae.